Molecule: messenger RNA, 2115 nt
Organism: Fusarium redolens
Lineage: Eukaryota; Fungi; Ascomycota; Sordariomycetes; Hypocreales; Nectriaceae
Exons: 7
Coding region: 1-2115 (704 amino acids)
Biological process (GO): interstrand cross-link repair; double-strand break repair via nonhomologous end joining; protection from non-homologous end joining at telomere
Molecular function (GO): 5'-3' DNA exonuclease activity; damaged DNA binding
Source: RefSeq, a predicted model, not a curated record
AUGUCAACGUUCAACGGAAUUGUGUCUGAGUUUCCAGACGUACGAAUUGAUUUCUUCCGGCACAAUGCCAGUGCACAACCACCACUUGCUUGUUUCCUAAGUCAUGUUCACAGCGACCACUUGGCUGGGAUUGAGACCCUGCGAUCUCCAUUUGUCUACUGCUCAGCAUCCACUCGAGAGAUCCUUCUCCGUCUUGAACGAUAUCCUUGUCGCAUCAACUAUGCCAAGGGUGUGCUAGAAUCAAGACAGCAAACCUUCAGGCAUCUCCACAAAGUCUUGAAACCCCUGCCUUUGGAAACCCCUACAUCGAUCGAGCUUCGUCCAGGCCGCGAGAUUCAGGUAACGCUUUUUGACGCCAACCAUUGUCCUGGAGCGGUGAUGUUCUUGGUUGAAGGAGGUAACAAAGCAAUUCUUUAUACAGGAGACAUCCGGAGCGAACCAUGGUUUGUCAAUGGAAUAUCUCGGAACCCUAAUCUCAUCGAGUAUACGUCGGGCAUCAAGACUCUCGACAAAAUUUAUCUUGACACGUCUUUCACCGAAAAUGUGCCUUUCCAGACGAAAGCCCAAGGCAUUGCUGAAUUGUUGCGAAAGGUUUCUCAAUACCCGAGUGAUACGAUCUUCCACUUACAGGCCUGGACUUACGGAUAUGAAGACGUCUGGCUCGCCUUAUCUAAGGCUUUAAAAUCUAGAAUUCAUGUCGACGAUUAUAAACUCCGCAUCUAUGGUUCGCUCAAAUCAAACACCCCUGACUCGCGUUUCAACACAGACAUUCAUCUUACUCCAGAGUCGCCUGCUCUGACCGGUCACAUGUGUGGCAACACGCCACAUCCAGGGUGCUUAACAUCAGAUGUAAAUGUCCGCUUACAUAGUUGUGAAAAGGGAAAAUUAUGCGAAGUAGCUCAGAGACCUACCACUGUAUCUAUUCAACCUAUCAUUGCCCACCUGCCUACAGGAGAAGACUUGGCUGAAGUUGGCGUUGGCGGCGGUGGAGAUGAUCUUCAACAAGAAGCCGAGUUGGAAUUCCUGGACCAAGCAAGCUUGGCCACCCUGUUCAAUACGUUCGUCCACUACAUCACUUUUGCGGGAAGCAUGCUAAUCAUGAAUCCAAGGGCCCUCUCCUCAUCUGCUUCUUCGACCGAUAUGUCAGACAUACUCAAAGGGGCAUUGGAGAAGAUAGUCUCCACCGGUCGCAACAUUCCACUGGACUGGGACAUUGGCACCUUGAACGCUCACUCAGCUGAAGAAGUUAUCAUCAUGCUGGUGGAUAGAUUGAGAAAGAAUCCCAAGAAUCAGAAGCGGCAUGACGAGUGCAGCCUCCCAAGCACCAUUUACUUUCCAUAUUCAAGGCAUUCUUCGUUACCAGAACUCUGCCACUUUGUCGAAGCUUUUCGGCCACUAGACGUGUGGCCAUGCACUGUCAAUCCUGCCGAGUGGCUAAAGAAUGGGAUCACCAUUGGGGCCAUGUUUGGGCGAUCAUGCUCCGGCGAACUAUUCGAGCAUGAUUUGCUGAUGCAAGAUUUCGCUGCCAAACACACAUCAGACGACGGGCAUCAGCAACAUGGCAGCCAGACAACAAUUGGAUCCGACUCUGCACCAAGCUCACCGGUCAGUGAGUCGCAGGGUACAUUUCAGAAACCUCCCCCGAAUGUAGAUCAUCGAUUCGUGAGCCCCUUACUGGAUACCCAAGCGAGCGUUCGUCAUGAGCGCGUUGCCUCGGAGCCGGAAGGCCCAUGGCAAAACCUGGUAGCUCCAUCUAAAAACUCUACUCAACGAUCACUCGUAGUCCAUACCAUCGAGCAAGCAGAGGAUGUGCAGCAAGAGAACCACAGUCAUUCGGCAUCACUAAUAGAUAACUCAUCCAAUCCGCCAGCACCUGUUUCGUGCCGCCACAAGCGUACCGUCUCCGAUAUUUCAGGGGGAGGAACUGAUAGCAAUCGGCGACAGAUGCACCGCACCACUGGAGAGCUGUUGCAUUUGAGCUUAUCGGAGGGGGACUCGAUCGCUCGCCGAGACGCAUAUUGGCAUAUGAUUGAUUAUAUGGACGAGGAUACUUGGGGCACAUUCCAGCUUAUAUCUACGAGUAACGAGUACACAGUCAUUGAACAGGAGCUAUGA